Colletotrichum truncatum is the source of this 2133-nucleotide messenger RNA. Its product is annotated as ibr domain-containing protein. The record is from RefSeq and is a predicted model, not a curated record. Gene Ontology annotation, cellular component: cytoplasm; ubiquitin ligase complex. Gene Ontology annotation, biological process: protein polyubiquitination; ubiquitin-dependent protein catabolic process; positive regulation of proteasomal ubiquitin-dependent protein catabolic process. Gene Ontology annotation, molecular function: zinc ion binding; ubiquitin protein ligase activity; ubiquitin conjugating enzyme binding. Lineage: Eukaryota; Fungi; Ascomycota; Sordariomycetes; Glomerellales; Glomerellaceae.
AUGCGCUGCCCUGACCUGACCAUUUACUUCUUCCAUCCCCCACUACCCGCCAUGGGCUCGCUCACCGGCCAGACGAGCUCAACUCCUGACAUGGCCCCCUGCCCGGUUGUUCUGCCGUCCCCCGAGGACGACGAGGCAGAAUAUCUCGGCCAUGUGCUGCGUCUCUCGGCACCAACCAACGAAGCAGCUAUCGAGGACCAGCUAAUCGCGAAGGCUGCGGCACUGGGUAUUUCUACGUCGGGCCUGUCACCUGAAAACUGCGAUACCUCCGGCGCAGAGUCGCGGGCCUCCACUGUCGCGACUCAACAUGUUCGCACAUUCUCGACCGCCUCGCGCGAUUCAGCGAGCACGACCUUGACUUCCCAUCCGUCUCUGAACACAGCUCUGGCUGCUACUACCGCAGCCGAUGCGCCCCCGAACCCAUUAGCAAGGAAACGAUCCAAGAGUCUCACCUUUUCGCAAUACGACAAGUACCUUUCUCAGCUAGAUCCAAACAUUCAUCAGCCCAAGAUUCAAAAGGCGCCGAUACCAGCCGCCAUCGAUAACUCGGCACACAGCUUGUUCAGUGUGACCACAAGGAGGAGUUAUUUCAGUAUCAAAGAAGGGAUCAGGAAGAUUCGUUGGAAGAGGAGAUCAACACUGGUGGAAUCAACAAUUUCUUGUAUAUGCUGUCGCAACGAAUUCAAUAAGUCGAACGCUUUGCAUAGCUUACCUUGCGGCCAUACGUACUGCGCAGAUUGCCUCAGCAUCAUGAUUCAGCAAGCGACGACAGAUGAGUCCAAGAUGCCGCCCCGAUGCUGCACACAACCGAUUCCGGCGUCUACAAUUCAAAAAAUACUCACCCGAGAGGAACAACAUGCAUUUUUAAAGGCAGUGCAACAAUUUAGUACACCAUGGGAAGCUAGGAUCUUUUGCCCAAACACAGCAUGCGGCGAAUUUAUUCCUCCUCGCAACCGAAUCGACCCGAAACACCCCUUUGAUGUGGUCUGUCGCAAUUGCCGAACUAGGGUCUGCGUGAUGUGUAAACGAAACGCACACGCUGUCGGCAAGGAUUGCCCGUCAGAUUGGGAGUUGGAGGCCGUCUUGAAGAUGGGCGAAAAGUCGGGCUGGAGAAGAUGUUACAAAUGUCGGACUUUGGUUGAAUUAAGCCAGGGUUGCACUCACAUGACAUGCAGAUGCAAGGCUCAAUUUUGCUACAUCUGUGGCGCUAUUUGGGAUCCCUCAGUGGGUUGCCCUAAUUUCUGUAACGGCGACGAAGAAUUGGAAAGAAGGAGAAUGGAGGAAGAAGCCAGGAACGCCGAAUUGGAGGCUGAGAAGGCGGCACAAGAGGCAGCUGCAGCUGCUGAAGCCGCAGAAAAAAUCGAAGCAGAGAAGCGUACGCGGGAAGAUCCUCUGUUUGCCAAAAUGGAGAGCGACAUGAAGGAGGAGUUGGAUCGAUUCCGACUCUACAUGCGAAAGACGAAAUGGCACAUGUGGACACGGCAAGCCGAGAAAAAGCAAGCAUUGGUGGACAAGUACUCAGACCUGAUCGACAAGAUGAAGGAACGACAUGCCAAAACGGCGGCUCACCUGGAGGAACGUCAAAUCGAGGCCGAGAUGGAUUUAAGAUCGACCCUGGAUCAAAGUGAGAAGAGUGUCAAGAUUCGCCUAAAGCACAUGGAGGCUUAUUGCGACGGGCUUGGUCGAACCCAGAAUUCUGAUUUGCCGCCAAGAGUCGUCACCGAAAGAGACCUACGCCUGCUUGGACAGCAAUACAAUGUGCGAGAUGGAAUGGAGCGGCUGCACCAAGCCAAGAUUAAUGUCUUGCGAGACCGGCAGGCCAAACGAAUGGAGGAGCUUCUCGAGCGACAGGAGCAAGAGCUCGAGAAACUGACUGAUAAGAAGGAGCAGGAGAUAGAGAAUCUGGCAACGGAUUUUGCGCAAGAAGAAGAUACCCUGGUCAGAAUUUUUAACGACCGCAAGGAAAGACUGCAACGGCGUUGGUUGCUGGCGAUUGAGAUUCUCCGGAAAGAGCUCGAGGAGCGAACCAAGGAUCAGUAUGCGUCUCUCCAACUGCCAGCAUGGCCCGACGACACGGAGACACAGGACGAGGUUCUAGCAUCAGCACCUGAUUCUCCGACGAGCGAGGAGUAA